Gadus morhua (Atlantic cod) is the source of this 1995-nucleotide messenger RNA. It is a transcript of the gene tmem119a, whose product is annotated as transmembrane protein 119a. The coding region runs from base 162 to 899 and encodes 245 amino acids. The record is from RefSeq and is a predicted model, not a curated record. Gene Ontology annotation, biological process: positive regulation of osteoblast differentiation; positive regulation of osteoblast proliferation; ossification. The transcript has 3 exons. NCBI's taxonomy places the organism in Eukaryota, Metazoa, Chordata, Actinopteri, Gadiformes, Gadidae. Gene Ontology annotation, cellular component: plasma membrane.
GAGCCGGGUGGAGUCUUCUUGUAACCUCUUCCCCGGCCACAUUUCUCCUUCCAUCCCUGUCUCGGCCGCUCCGUCAGCUUGUAUCCUAAGAACAAAGGGAAAGAAUUCUGUACCCGAGACGUCUUCCAAGAAGAUCAACAUAGAAGGCUCUGAAGAGGAGAAUGAUGGUGUCCUCCUCUGGUUUCACGUCUGUUGCGGCAGUGCUGCUGUUUCUGGCUAGUGGCUGCCGCUGCUCUCCGCUCCUCUUCAAUGCCUCCAUGGACGGAGGCAGCGGAGACGGAGGAGAGCCAGAGCUCCUGUUCCCCACCUCCUUCUCCACUAGGCCCCCGGCCCCAGUGGAGGAGGGGAGCGCCCAGGUCACCUCGGCCCCUCCCUCCCUGGUCAACGGCAUCACCACCACCAUGAUCCGCCUCAAGGACUUUGUGCUGAGCCGUGUGGUGGACUUCCUGCAGGAGUAUAUGCUCAUCAUCAUCGUGGUGGCUUCCCUCCUCAUCGUCAUGGUCUUCAUUGUGUGCUGCGCCUCCGCCAUGAGCCACAAGCGCAAGCUGGAGGCCUAUAAGCCCCCCGCCGGUGCCCCGGCCUGGAAGGCCCAGGCCGCCGUGGCCACGGCCAAUCCUGUGGAGGAGUACCGACCCUACGCCGUGGACCACGUGAAGAGUGUCCAGAUCCAGAGUGCCAUGACCUCGCCCAAGAACCUGCGCAUGCCGUCCAAGGCACUGGUUGGGGAGAAGGGCAGGGAGGGGAGGUCCUCGCCUCCCCAGGAGGUCCGAAAGGUGAGAGAGACGGAGCCGAUGAUGGAGAGGAGGAGGGAGGAGGCCAGGAGCCCUAAGGAGCAGCUGAAACAGAAAGAGGAGGCGCAUGUGGUCUGCACCUGCCACCAGAAGAUGGCCCACCACUAAGGGAAGGCUCCAACUGGCUCUCUUGACCACCGUUGAGUUGAGGUAGCUAGAUUGGAAGAUUAAGUAGAAUCAGAAAAAUAUAUAUAUAUUACAAUUAAUAAAUACAUAGUGUGGCAUUCAUAGAUGGGGAAAGAUACCCGGAUGUUUAGUGGAAAGCAGAGAUUCAUCUUCAGAGAGAUGUAUAAACAACAACAAGUGAAAGUUGUAUUAGUGUAAAAGAGAUUUCCGUUUUCAAAGACGCACCCAGCCUACGUGCUACCCUGUCACCUACUAUUGUGUCACACCUACCUGUGUUCAUCCAGGAUUUGAUUCGUCAACAUUAUACAAAGAAGCCUCAUCGAGUAAAUUGUAAUAGAAGGAUAGCAACCGAUAUUUUUAAUUGAUAAUGCAAACACUAAAAUUAAAUACAGUUGACAAAAUAUUUGAAAUUAAAGUCUCUCAUGAAUAAAAAUAAUUUGCUUUGUUAAUUGUGUUGCUUUUAUAUUUGUUUGGUCUUCUCUACCCAUAACCUUUAAGGUUUGUACAAUAACUGCAAAACAUUUGGUUAAUUGUUGAGCGUAAAGUAUGAACGUUUAUUCUUAUCAACUAAUUAUUUUAGAGAACUCAUCCUAUCUGAUUUACUGUAUGAUGCAAAAAGUAAAUCCUGUAAACUUGUUUGACAAGUAGGUUAUAGGCCUAUAGCCCACUUGUCUAUAUACUUUUUACAUAAUAAAAAAAGAAAUACUAGUAUUUACUUAAAGGGGACAUAUUAUACCACCAGUUGUGAGUGUGAUUAGCCUUACAAGCCGUUUCGAAAAUCUGCCCCAUACGACAUCACUAGUGGGCGUGUCCACCUAGAUCUGUGCUGGAUAGAUGAGCAACGUUUACUUCAGUCCACUGGGUAGGCUGGUGGACUGAUCUAUAGGCUAUACGCUAAUCACACUCACACCUGGUGGCAUAAUAUUUCCCCUUUAAGCAUUUGCUUUGUUUGUUUUGUUUCUUUUUAUAUUCGUUUUUUUUGUAUAUGUAGAUAAUUAAAGGGAAACUUGCUUGGCGUAUUUUACCCUAUUUAAAUAUUUAUUCGAACAAUAAAACAAAUUGUGUGUGCAAGUGUAAA